This is a messenger RNA of Salmo salar (Atlantic salmon), 2236 nucleotides long. The record is from RefSeq and is a predicted model, not a curated record. NCBI's taxonomy places the organism in Eukaryota, Metazoa, Chordata, Actinopteri, Salmoniformes, Salmonidae.
CGCAAAUUCCACUAUUGUGGCUAAUCCUUAUUGUGACUAGCUUUAGAUAGGUAUUUUCACCGAUGACAGCCGUAGGAUGGAGGCAGUAUUAGCCAAGUAUGAAAACCAGAUAAACGUGUUUUCGGAGUUCCUUGAAGACUUGCCUGACACAGAUGAACCUGUGUGGGUUUUAGGAGAGUGUUACAAUGCUAAAACAGAAAAGAUAGAGCUACUAUCAGACGUCCACUCGCGGUUAUGGUUUACCUACAGGAAAAAAUUCUCUCCCAUAGGGGGAACAGGCCCCUCUUCAGAUGCAGGCUGGGGAUGUAUGCUACGCUGUGGGCAGAUGAUCCUUGCACAGGCCCUGGUAUGCUCACAGCUGGGACGAGCCUGGCGUUGGAGGGCAGACGGAGGACAGCCGGAGGACUACCAUCGUAUCCUCCACUGUUUCCUGGAUAGGAAAGACAGCUGUUACUCCAUACACCAAAUGGCUCAGAUGGGAGUUGGUGAAGGAAAGUCUGUAGGAGAGUGGUAUGGCCCAAACACAGUUGCACAAGUGCUCAAGAAACUUGCGCUAUUUGAUGACUGGAAUUCUCUUGCUGUGUAUGUGUCAAUGGACAACACCGUGGUGAUCGAGGACAUCAAGAAGCAGUGUCGCCAGGCAAGCAGUGAGAGCAGAUUUCGGCCGAGACCCUGUGGCUGGCAGGAACCCUUCACCUCUAGGGAAACACCAGAACAAGCCUGUUCUCACACGGAUGGGAACAGAGCCACGACGUGUCCACAUUCCCAGUUCCAUUCUGACUGGAGACCCCUACUGCUGGUCAUACCACUCCGCAUGGGAAUCAACCACAUCAACCCUGUCUACAUCCAGGCCCUCAAGGAGUGUUUUAAAAUGCCACAGUCCUGUGGUGUGCUGGGAGGAAAGCCCAAUCUGGCCUAUUACUUCAUCGGAUUUGUAGGAGAGGAGCUGAUCUACCUGGACCCCCACACCACCCAGUCAGCUGUGGAGGCUGAGGCUGAGGCUGGCAGUGGAGUGGAUGACCAGAGCUACCACUGUCUGAGGAGCCCACGCCGCAUGAAGAUCACCAACCUGGACCCCUCUGUGGCCCUGGGAUUUUUUUGUAAGAGUGAAGAUGACUUUGACAGUUGGUGUAACCUAGUCCAGCAGGAGAUUCAGAUGAAGAGGAACCUGAGGAUGUUUGAGCUGGUGGAGAAUCACCCGCCCCACUGGCCCCCCUUCGUUCCUCCCACCAAACCAGAGGUCCAGACCACAGGGGCAGGUAUGAGCUUACCCACCCGACAGAUCCAAUAACAAGCAAUCCUGGCCGCAAAUAUCAAGCAUCCACUCUCUGAGUUCAUCGAAUCGACCGACAAGCUGUUUGAGUCUGAAGAGGAGUUUGAGAUCCUCAACGUGUGACCAGCCUCCCUUUCGCUCCCCUCCGCUCAUUCCAGUGGAUGAUGGUGAUUGGGUGGAUUCCCUUGGCUCCCAUGUUCCAUACUGUGCUGUAGAAGUGCCUCAGAACAACACCAAGCACAAACUGCUUACCACUUUGCAAAAAAACACUAACAACCCAGCAAGAGACAAUUAAAAACUAGGAAAGAUCCUAGACAACUUAAGACAGAAUUUGUUAUUUUUUAAUUAUUUAUAUUUCUUAAUUUUUGGGGGGGUAAUAAUUUUUUUUUUAACUGCAUUGUUUAAGGGCUUGUAAGCAUUUCACUGUAAGGUCUACACCUGUUGUAUUUGGCGCAUGUGACAAGUAAAAUUUGAUUUGAAGGCAGGAACAUGUAUACAGUAAAUACAAACUUGGACUGUCUCGUUUUUUUGUUGUAACCAGGAAACAAAGCCAGGGACCAUGGUUGUCUCUACAUGAAACAGGCUGUCUUUGUCUGUGUUAAAGACUUGUUUAAUGAACAAGAGAGACGAAGACCGUUCAGAUGCAUGAAACGCAUUGUACUGUAAGAUGUACAGUGAGCCUACUCUCUGCUGCAGCAGGGAAAGGACCUAGGUGAAGACAGGCACGAGGAUAUGUCUGAAGAAGCUAUUUCCUCAGCACGCACUACCUCCUGACACCAGGAGACAGAAAUAUGCAGACAGUGUUAAAAUACAAAACAUACAACCAAUAACUUGUUUAUUAAGAAAAGUGCCUCUGAAAUAUAUUUGUGUUCAAUGGUUGGGGAGGGUAAGGGUUUUCCCAAGGUGUGGGAUGUGGAACACUCAUGUAAAUAUGCCUGACAAUAAAGCUAUUUAAACACUUUG